AUGAGAUCGACGCGCGACAUGCUUAAACUUGAUUCGUGCAUUCGAACACUCCGAACCAGUGCUAUUAUCCGACAAGCAUCGCCAAGCUCAAAGCCGCCACCGAUGGCCUACAAUAUUUUUGACCGGGAGGCGAAGCGGCUUCAGCGAUCAAGAGCCGCUCUCAGGCGCCCUGUAAAUACCUCGGGCUCUGCAUAUGAGGAUAUGAGCCGGCGUGGCGAAAUGUCGCGGCUCACAGACUAUGUUCGAGAUAUUGGGGCGAUGAAUCUGGCGGAGCGACUGCUCGAUAUUCAACGGCCAUUUCCAACAGUCGUAGAGCUGGGUGCUGGUCCAGGACUUUUGCGGAGGCAUAUUGAUGCGGCUGGUGUAGGGAUUCAAAAACUAGUCAUGUGUGACAUGAGUGAAGAGCUGCUUUUCCGCGAUCGACAUCUCGAUAAGGACUAUCCCUUUGAGAUUGAUCGACGCAUUGUCGACGAAGAGAUGCUUCCAUUCGAAGAAAAUUCACUGGACUGCAUCGUUGCGUCUGGAAGCUUGCACUGGACAAAUGACCUGCCUGGUGCACUCAUCCAGAUCCAACGCGCACUCAAGCCAGACGGCGUGUUCCUUGGUUACUUGCUCGGUGGGGACUCGCUCUUUGAGCUCCGGACAAGCUUGAUGCUAGCUGAGCAAGAACGUCAAGGCGGUUUGUCUAUUCAUGUUUCACCCAUGACAGACUCACGCGAUAUAUCAUCACUCCUAACACGCGCCCAGUUCACGCUUCAAACCGUUGAUAUGGAUGAGCUCACAGUGCAUUAUCCAAGCAUGUUUGAACUCGUGCAGGAUCUUCGAGACAUGGGCGAGAACAAUGCUGUCAUCAAUCGACGGACAUACAUGCACCGGGAUACUUUCUUGGCAGCUGCAGCGACGUAUCAGGCACUGCAUGGAACACAAGAGGGACACAUCCCCGCCACAUUUGCUCAGAUCUUUAUGGUACGUGUGCCUAUGAAAGAAGGAUGA
Molecule: messenger RNA, 993 nt
Organism: Malassezia globosa CBS 7966
Lineage: Eukaryota; Fungi; Basidiomycota; Malasseziomycetes; Malasseziales; Malasseziaceae
Exons: 2
Coding region: 1-993 (330 amino acids)
Biological process (GO): mitochondrial respiratory chain complex I assembly
Cellular component (GO): mitochondrion
Molecular function (GO): S-adenosylmethionine-dependent methyltransferase activity
Source: RefSeq, a predicted model, not a curated record